AUGCCAAAGCUAUUUCGCCGAAUUUUUCUUUCGAAUCGGCCAAGCGGAUCCAGGGUAGCCGAUUUGGAAACGAGGUGGGAUCCAUACGUGACGCUAAGGAAACUGCAAAAAUACCAAAUAACGAAAACAGACGCUUGUCAUUAUGGGUUUCUUGGGACCGUUCUACUUUUCGUCUUUUUCGUGAAUCCAGCGCCUUGGCUUGCUAAGCUAGCUGUUUAUCUCCUUUUCGCAGUGCUAUUCGUGGUUCCAGUGACUUCUCAAUUCUUUUUCAAUGCUCUUCCAAUAUUCACUUGGUUGGCUCUGUAUUUCACGUCGUCAAGCUUUUCGGCAGAGCAAAGACCCCCAAUAACCGUCCAGGUGCUUCCAGCAAUUGAAACCAUUCUUUACGGAGACGACUUGAGCGAUAUUUUGGCCGCUUCUCUGAAUAAGCCAUUGGACUUUGUUGCAUGGAUCCCUUAUGGCCUCUUUCAUUUUGGCGCUCCAUUUGUCGUGGCUAUAAUUCUAUUUCUAUGUGGACCUCCAACCAUAUUGAGAGGUUAUGCUUUUGCUUUUGGGUAUAUGAAUUUAUUGGGAGUUAUCUCGCAGAAUUUAUUUCCGGCCGCUCCACCGUGGUAUAAGCUGAUAUAUGGCCUAAGUCCUGCUAACUAUUCCAUGAAAGGAUCUCCUGGAGGACUGGGCCGGAUUGAUGAGUAUCUGGGAAUAAAUUUAUACACAGACGGGUUUUCCAAUUCAGCUGUCAUAUUCGGAGCUCUUCCGUCACUUCAUUCCGGAUGCGCAACUAUGGAAGCGUUAUUCUUUUCAUAUGUGUUUCCAAAAUUGAUGCCACUUUUCAUUUUUUAUGUCUGUUGGCUGUGGUGGUCCACCAUGUAUCUAACGCAUCAUUACUUUGUCGAUCUAAUGGCCGGCUCAGUUCUUUCUUACGUUUUCUUCCAGUACACCAAGUGUUUCCACUUGCCGCUUCCGGAGCCAUCCGUGUAUUCUCGGUGGUCGUACGGCGAAUUGAGGAAAUUCAGUGUGUGGCAAACUGACCCAUUAAGCGCCAGUGCCAGCGAUAUUGAAAACAUCAUUGUUCCUGCUGUGGAAAACUCUGAAAUGGAACUGAACUUUCUCGACAAUAGUGAGACGCCAUCAAUAUUUGACCAUGAUAGAUCCGUGUCUCGUUCCUCGGCCACAUCGAAUAUCUCUCUAGAGGCACAAGAUGAUCUAGUUUCGUCGUCGAGGACUAACAAGCAGAGAAUAGACUGA
Molecule: messenger RNA, 1245 nt
Organism: Lachancea lanzarotensis
Lineage: Eukaryota; Fungi; Ascomycota; Saccharomycetes; Saccharomycetales; Saccharomycetaceae
Gene: AUR1
Product: LALA0S02e02058g1_1
Exons: 1
Coding region: 1-1245 (414 amino acids)
Biological process (GO): sphingolipid biosynthetic process; inositol phosphoceramide metabolic process
Cellular component (GO): inositol phosphoceramide synthase complex
Molecular function (GO): inositol phosphoceramide synthase activity
Source: RefSeq, a predicted model, not a curated record